Messenger RNA from Lolium perenne, 1768 nucleotides. NCBI's taxonomy places the organism in Eukaryota, Viridiplantae, Streptophyta, Magnoliopsida, Poales, Poaceae. The record is from RefSeq and is a predicted model, not a curated record.
AUUGUCAGGUAUCCAGAUUAUAGUGUAUUUCCUUAAGAGUAGAGUUCAGCCUCUUCAAGCUCGCAAAUUCCCUCUCUGGAAAUAUACUGGCAACGAAGACGUGGACCGGCUGUCGGUGGAUUUGGAAGUCAAGGACCUGGAGAGGCUUGUCCGAAAAAUCACGUCCCUCAGCAAAAAAGAUGCCAUCCCUUCUUCUUGUCGCGUAAAACCAUACAGCGCCACCCAUGCGCUUCCUAAGAAUCAUCCAAAUCUUGUUUCACUUCCUCCUCUUCCUGAAGGUGGGGAAGUCGAAGAAAGGACCGUUAUCUCUAAUGAUAACCAAGAGGCCUCCUCUUUUGUGAAUGAACCCGCAGAUUCUCGUAAAUCUGCGGGAUCUGCUGAAAAAGAUGCUGCUUCUGAAGACACUACAUCGGCCCAAUCUCCUCCUCCUGCUGAUUCUCCAAAGAACAAAAGGAAGAGGGGUGAUGUCGAAGAUUCCGGGACUUCUAAACCCGAAGAAGCUGCUCCUUUACCGCAAAAGGCAGCUUACGACCCAUAUCUUGCGAGUAUCAUCAGUUCGUAAGUUCCCUCUUUUAUUUUCCUAUUCGAAGAAUUUUUGCUUGCCUUGCUUUUUAUACUGCCACCCUUUUGCAAUAGUGAUGAUGACGAGGAAACGCCAGCUUUGGAUGUGGCUGCUCGAACGAGUAUGUCACAUACCCUAGUUAUUUCAGAGCCACGAGUUGAAGGAGAGGAAUCCUCGCCUCCUCAACAAAACAUCGGCGCUUCUACUCCUCCUUCGAGCCCCCGAGCCCCUUCACCGAAAAGGGCAAGGACGGAGAUUGUCUCGGAGCCUACUCUCCAAUUGAGUAGCUCUUCGAACCUUCUCAUGGAAGAUCCUGUGAUCAAGGAUCUUCUUCGCAUCGGUGCCCAAUUUGUUGGGUACCGUGAAUAUGCGAAUAAAGCUGAAGAAAAACUGGCGGAAGCCAAUGAUCGUGCCAAUACACUUGCUCAGCAAUUAGAGCAAAGUGAAAAGGCUCGCAAAAAGGCUGAGUCAGAUGCUAUUGAUGCACGAGCAGAGGCUGAUAAAGCCAAGGCUGACGCUGCUGGUGUCGAAGACCUUAGAAAGAGGCUUCACACCGCUGAAACUUCCCUGAGCGAUCACAUAGCCGCCCAAUCUGCUCGCGAGGAGGCGAUCCGUAAGCGUUUAACGACGCAGAGUCGCCGCUUCGUAGCUAGAACAGCUCAAGAAUUUCAACUUGAUGAACCCGCCAAUGAUUCUCUUCUUGACGCCCUUUCACUUCUUGAAGUUCAUGGAUCAGAGGCACGCGGAGGCAUUGAUCAAGCUAAAGCGGGGUUGUCGCGGCUUUUUCCUUACUUCUUCCCAAAGAAAGAGGAACCCGCAACUUUCCUUGACCUCGCCAAGUGUUUCAAUCCAUCUGAAGAUCUUGGGUUAAGGGUGCGCCAUGAGAAUAUGAAGAUUGCCGUGGAAAAUACUGUCGCCUUGGUUGCUGAUAGCCAACAAUCUAUCGACUGGUCGAAAGUUGGCGACACUGAUCAGAUAGAACAGUCAAGGUGGAGGUCUUUGAUCAAGGCAGCUAAGCCCAACACGAGGAAAAUCCUGGCUUAUAUCGGGAUCAAGCCAUCUUCGACUCCUAGCUCAUCAAAGCCGGAGGUCUAGUUGAAUGCCUCUGCUUUUUCUUUUUUAGCAUUCCUCUUUCUUUUGGCUUUGUCGCCGUAGUGUUAUUGGCGAGAACUAUUUCAGUAUCCCUCUAGAAGGUCCUUCUUUUGU